Salvia hispanica is the source of this 653-nucleotide messenger RNA. Its product is annotated as xyloglucan endotransglucosylase protein 2. Gene Ontology annotation, biological process: cell wall biogenesis; xyloglucan metabolic process. The record is from RefSeq and is a predicted model, not a curated record. Gene Ontology annotation, molecular function: xyloglucan:xyloglucosyl transferase activity; hydrolase activity, hydrolyzing O-glycosyl compounds. NCBI's taxonomy places the organism in Eukaryota, Viridiplantae, Streptophyta, Magnoliopsida, Lamiales, Lamiaceae. Gene Ontology annotation, cellular component: apoplast; cell wall.
ACUCUCCUCUUUCAUUCUCACAUAUUCUCUGCACAAACAUGGCUUCUCACUCCCUCUGCAGCCUCUCCCUUGGCCUGCUGAUGCUCGCCGCCGCAGCACUGGCGGCGGCGCCCAAAAAAGCAGUGGAUGUCCCCUUCGGCAGAAACUACGUCCCCACUUGGGCUUUCGACCACAUCAAAUACCUCAAUGGCGGCUCUGAGAUCCAGCUUCUUCUUGACAACCAAACUGGUACUGGAUUCCAAUCUAAGGGUUCAUAUCUAUUUGGACACUUUAGUAUGCAUUUGAAGCUGGUUGGUGGGGAUUCUGCUGGAACUGUUACUGCUUUUUAUCUAUCUUCCCAAAACUCAGAGCACGAUGAGAUAGACUUUGAAUUCUUGGGAAAUAGAACUGGACAGCCAUACAUCUUGCAAACAAAUGUAUACACUGGUGGAAAAGGGGACAAAGAACAAAGAAUCUAUCUUUGGUUUGAUCCAACCAAAGAAUUCCACUCCUACUCUAUCUUGUGGAAUCUCUACCAAAUUGUAUUUUUCGUAGACGAUAUCCCAAUCCGUGCGUUCAACCGACCGGACCCGAUACCCGACCCCGCCGCCCGAGUGCAAGAGGGACAGGGACAUAUGAUAUGGUCCAAUGCAAUGUGGUGUAGUGAUUGUUGA